Molecule: messenger RNA, 1997 nt
Organism: Schistosoma rodhaini
Lineage: Eukaryota; Metazoa; Platyhelminthes; Trematoda; Strigeidida; Schistosomatidae
Source: the annotation of a GenBank genome assembly
CUAGUUAGUUCGGAGAUAAGAUGUGGCAGUAAGCGACGGUUCAAACGGAUUAGUUUUCUUUCAUAAGAAAAUGAAAAAUAAAUAUCCGAAAUAAAGAGUUCUACAAGUAAUCGAAAUUGAAGGUGAAAUCGUUGGUUUUAUUGUAGUACUUAGCUAGAGGCGCUCAGUCAAGCAUAUGCGCUAAGAUGCGAUUGAAUACGCCAAUGUAAAUAUUCGCACGCAACAAUUGGUCAACUUAGAUCAUAUACUCCUCAACGUAUCGACUAUCUUUCGAUUUCCACUGAUUCUGAGGACUCACUUAAAGUUCUAACUUCUAAAGAUACUCAAAUAAACGAAUUCUUUUAAAUAUCGAGCGCUAUUUAGAAUUUGCUGAAUCGCAAACAACUCAAGAGUAAGGUUUCAUCGAUAACCACUUGGCUUUUAUAUUUGCAAAUCAAUCUGGGACCAAUGAAACAUUGUCAACUGAUUUUGCGUGAUGUCCCCGAAAACACAGAGUUAGGGAUUGAUCUGAAGUUUUGGAAGGUUGGCAAGCACUUUAAAGGCAUCAAAGAUAUACCUCUGGGAAUACACUUUGUCUACUAUAGUGCUGUAAAUUCAGAUUGUAUGUCAGGGCAACGUGUUGGAUUCGUAGCGAAUUUCUCUCAACCUGGUUUUAUUGUUAAGAAGUGGCAAAAAGAAGAAGAGGAUUUCAUAGAUAUUAAUUUAACUGAUGACGAAAUAGAACGUAUUAUUUCGAAUUUCGAUGAAAUUUCUAUGUAUCUGGGGCAGUAUCCUGCAGAGUCACACAGAGAUUGGAUUUCGUUGUCUAAUUUUAUAACAACAUGUACAUUAACUCGUCUUGUUCCCUAUUGUGGUCGUCUAUAUUCCUGUCCACACUUCUUAUCUAAACCCUCGAAUACCCAAGAACGCCUGGCUCUUAAAACAUCCCAUACGACUGACUGUUCAAAUAAAAAUUCAGAAGACCUCUUACCGAAUUUAUCUAUUAUUCCUGGUACAGAGGUACGUUUUACUUCAAUUCCAACAAAACCACUUUAUCCACCACUUUCAUCUCCAUCGGAAAUCACUGCACAUUGUAUGGAUCAAACAUAUACCCUCUGUACUACUAUAGACGUAAUCUUCUCGAGCAUCACAUCUGAAAAGGCCAGUGGCCUAAGUAAGGAACUGGAAUCUACUCGGGAACUGCUCGGUGAAUUUCAGUUUGCUUUUCUCAAUUUAUUACUAAAUCAUUCAAUAGAAGGCUGGGAACAGUGGCGUCGUAUAUUCCAAUUACUUGCUAGUUGUGAGAAAGCGAUUGUUGAUUAUCCUAAUUUGUAUAUUGACUUCAUUACAGUUAUUUAUCACCAGUUAAAUAAUGCAAAUAGAUCAGAGGUGUCAUGUAGCGAUUCAGCUGUGGAGUUACUGGAUAUUUUCUUUUCGGAAUCAUCUAGCUCAAUUACCCAGUGCAAGUUAACCGAACCUGGCUUCCUACCAACUAUGAUUGGGCGUCUUUUGAAGAAUAUUUAUUCUGUUUGUACUUCUGAUAUAACUAACAAAACAUGUCCCAGUGAAACUAGUAAUAUUCUGAAUGAUCUCUUCAAACGUGCAGAUGGCUUUGCUCAUAGCAUAAAACAUCGAUUCAAAUGGGAUGUGAUCACUUCAUAUCAGUUAUUACAAAGGUGUACUCCAAAUAUAACUGAAAUUCCUAUUGAAGAAUUUGACUGGGACGGGGAUGAAGCACCUGUCAUUGUACAGCUGUAAACAAGUCUGAAAUAAAAAUUAUUUUUAAUUUUUUAAUCAGACUUUAUCGAUAUUUUGUCUGUGUCGAUUGCUGCGUAUUUAGUCUGUUGUAAUAUUUUAAGACAUUUUUUUAUUAUCCUCGUUGCUCGCAUGUUUGCUUCACUUCAGAACAUUCUAGUUAAAAUCAGCGUAUUUUCAAUGAUUAUUGAGUGCGGAUUUGGUAUGCCAAACAGAGAUUUGUAAUUCCAAAGCAAAUAAAGCUACCUCAAUUAUCGCUUUAU